Molecule: messenger RNA, 653 nt
Organism: Hydractinia symbiolongicarpus
Lineage: Eukaryota; Metazoa; Cnidaria; Hydrozoa; Anthoathecata; Hydractiniidae
Product: ankyrin repeat domain-containing protein 39-like
Exons: 1
Coding region: 85-582 (165 amino acids)
Molecular function (GO): protein binding
Source: RefSeq, a predicted model, not a curated record
UUUGAUGUGACAUUUAGUGAAUUUCUUUAAUAACAAAGAAAAAACAAAUUGGGAACCAUAUCCCCAAUUAUUUCUUUUGCCCAAAUGUCUAAUUGCAGCCACGAAAACCAAUGUUGUCAUACUUUAGGCUCUUGCUCACAAACACUUGAUGAGUUGGAAUUUGAGCGAGGCAUUUGGCAAGCAGCCAUAGAUGGAGACAUUAUUAAAAUAAAAAAAUUACUGAAUAAAAGCGUUAAUGUGAAUGUUACAGAUUCGUCAGGCUACACUGCUCUGCAUUAUGCUGCAAGAAAUGGACAUUGUGAUACUGUUGAAUUUUUAAUCCAGCAAGGCGCAUGUGUAAAUUGUCAAACUAAAUUUGGAAAGGACACACCAUUGCAUCGGGCAGCUUAUAUUGGAAAUGAAAAGAUAGUGGAGUUAUUACUUGAAAAUAGCGCUGAUGCAAUGUUGCAGAAUACUGAUGGACAUACCUGUUUGCAUAAGGCUGCACAGAAAGGGCAUCAAGUUAUAGUGGAAAUUCUUAUGUGCAAAUAUCCCAGUUUGGUAAAUAUUAUUGAUAACAAAGGAAAAAAACCCACAGAAUAAUUUGCAAAUUUAUGAAUCAUAUCAAAUUCAUGCGCUAUCAAUAUUAAAAAAUCAAUUUUGACUUAGAUUUC